UGAUAUCAUAAAGAAACUGAAAUGUUUAUCGUUGUACUAUAACAAUCAUAAUAAUAUUUCACUUCGAAUUAUUUUUAUGUGAGAAUAUAUAUAAUUUAUGUUCAGUUGGCAGCACAGCAGGUUAUAGUGUGGGCUAUUUACUUUGCUCCUGACUGGACUGUAAUGAAACGCGCCUUCUAUUCAAUUAAUUAUAUCUUCAAAAAAGACGUUUAUUUUAGCGCUUCAGGCAAUUGUUAUUCGUUAUCUUUGCUGACUAUUAUGCAGAAUAUAACAUCGCAGUAACGAAAAAUGGUUACUCAAAUUUGAGAAAAAGAUGCCAGAGAUAUACUCGGAGGUUCUCAAGUGCAAACCCAAACUAGCAAAUACAGCUACAAAAAUUUUGGUGAUUUCUUGUAUUUUUACAAUUAUGUUCUACGUUUACGGCUCCAUCCAGUUGACGUGGUUGCAGUUUCCAGUAAAAGAAUUUCCCUCUACUAAUGUAGAACUCGAUAAUGAACUGAAACACCAAGUGGAUGAAAUUUACAGCAAACAUUGGAAUUUAUUCUCUGGAAUCCAGGUUGAUAAACUAAAUGAUACAGUGAAGUCACGAACGCAUAGCAGUAUUGCUGAUGAAGGAGGCCAAACACAUAAUGAUUCGGGUUUCGUUUUACUGUCGCAAACGGCUAAAGUUUUUGACCUAACAGAAAAGGCCAAACUUGAUUUUGAACCUACCUUAACACCAAAAACAACAACGGUAGAAGAUGAAAUUACUACAGGCUUUACUAUUAUAUAUGAUGAAACAACGCCAAGAGAAAUCGAACUCACGAAUGAUACGAAUCUUGUGACCACCGAAGAUCCAGAUGAAUUUACGAUGCCCCAUUCAGCCGUUUCUGAAAAUACGACACCGAUAACAACGACGACCAAGAAACAUCCAAAUAAAAAAAUGCACGAAAAAAAUAUAGAGACUACGGCAAAGGAAGUACAAAAAGACCCUGAUCGAUAUAGUACAGUUGUGCAGAUUUUCAAUCCACAAGAUAAAGCGAGAAAUAAAAUGAGAAAAGACGUUGGCGAGAUUUUUAGUAAAAGACGGAGAAACUUAAGAAAUUACUGUGGGCCGAAUAAAGGCUGGAUGUGGUCGGAUACAAUGCAAAUGUUAGCGGUACCGGAACGUGAUUUUGUGGUAUGUACAGUACAAAAAGCUGGAAGCACUUCUUGGCACAAACUGGUUCACGAUAUGCGAUUUCCAGACCAGCAAUGGGACGGACUCCGAAUAAAAAACUGGCAGUAUGCAACUGAGCUCGAUAAGUCGACAAGACGCAGACUGAUCCAUUCUAAGAACUCUGUCAGAGUUAUUACUGUCAGGCAUCCAUUUGCGAGGCUGGUAUCAGCAUGGAAUAAUAAAUUUCACAAAGAUUAUGUCCAGCAGAAUGGAAACAAGAUGAUGAAUUCCAUGCCCGGCUUGAAAGAUUAUGUUCAGAAGCAUCCUCCGGAUAAAGAUCAUGUGAUAGCAUUUGAAGACUUGGCACAAUACGUGGCCGAUGUUGGAUUAGAUGAAGUUGACGUUCACUUGAAAUCCAUCAGCGAACUGUGCAGUCCGUGUAUGUUUCCAUAUGAUUACAUCAUCAAGGCAGAAACUGCCCCAGAAGACUCUUGGUUUGUUACAGAAAAAAUGAAUGCAACGCUAAAUAGUUUUUCAAGGCAUGUUCCAAGCUCAGUAAAUUUGCCUGUCAAGGGUACAACUACUGCAGAAGAGAGACAAACAGACGAGGCUAGAGUGAUAUCUCGUCUUUUCCGAAAAUUACCUCGCGCGACGACGCGUGUCUUGAAACAGUUGUAUGCAAACGACUUUGAGGCGUUUGGUUAUACUUUCGAUAUUAGCACUCUGCUGGCGGGUGGCUUGGCAUGAACUUUUGAGGGCGAUUGCUGAGUGAUUUUAAAAUUUACAUGUUCUGAAACAGAUGAGCACGCUCCGGAAUCUUACAAAUUCUGAAUGCCACAGAAAAAAGAAGAGGAUUGCGAACAAGACGAUAUCACGAAGAACUGUGUAUUAAAUAUAAUAUCACACCUACACUGUGAAUAACUUUCGGUUUGAAGACUUGCACGUCCACAUUGAAUUGUCACAAAUUCAUCCUAUUGUUUCAAAUCAAAGAUGGAUAACCACUACUGACUAUAUAAUAAUCUGCCAUUAUACCUUGACAAUAAAUGAUUAAUUUCUGCAAUUUUUUGUUGUCUAGUAACUGAACAGCGCUUACAAAGAACUUAAUUACUUGUGGUUGUUGCGAAUUCACGUUACUAAGCGUUGGCAAGCAUGACCGUUACGGCUGAGCAUGUGAAGUAACUGCAUUGAAAACAUUGAAUGGUCGCGAAAAAAAAAAUCCUUGUAAAAGUGAAAAUAUAUUUAUGAAGAUGACGAAAGGUAAUUGAGCUGAGGUAUUGCAUAACAAUAUUUAGUGCUGUAAAUAAUUAGAAUAUUUUCUAACGUAGAAAGAAGUAUUAUCUACAACACGUUAUUUUAUUUUCCAAUAUGGAAAAUAUUUUCAAUUGGAAGUUGGACUUAACCCAAAUUGUCUCCUGCAAUCCUUGAUUCUAUAUCGAACGUAUAUCCAAACCUGUGAAAAUCUAUUUUA
Messenger RNA from Styela clava, 2606 nucleotides. RefSeq lists its product as uncharacterized. The record is from RefSeq and is a predicted model, not a curated record. Gene Ontology annotation, biological process: carbohydrate biosynthetic process. Lineage: Eukaryota; Metazoa; Chordata; Ascidiacea; Stolidobranchia; Styelidae. Gene Ontology annotation, molecular function: sulfotransferase activity. Gene Ontology annotation, cellular component: membrane.